Vombatus ursinus (common wombat) is the source of this 2713-nucleotide messenger RNA. RefSeq names its product DBF4 zinc finger (gene DBF4). The record is from RefSeq and is a predicted model, not a curated record. Bases 40 to 2100 code for a protein of 686 amino acids. NCBI's taxonomy places the organism in Eukaryota, Metazoa, Chordata, Mammalia, Diprotodontia, Vombatidae. Gene Ontology annotation, biological process: regulation of cell cycle phase transition; positive regulation of nuclear cell cycle DNA replication. The transcript has 12 exons. Gene Ontology annotation, molecular function: zinc ion binding; protein serine/threonine kinase activator activity; nucleic acid binding. Gene Ontology annotation, cellular component: Dbf4-dependent protein kinase complex; nucleus.
GGGAGCCGGCCCCAGCAUGUGGACCGCGGCGCGUUGGCCAUGAAAGCCGGCACCAUGAGGAUCCGCAGCAAAGGCCAUCACCCGGCAGGUGGUAUCCAAAUAAAAAAUGAGAAAAAUAGACCAUCUUUGAAAACUGUGAAAAAUGAUAACAAAUCAGAAAAUAAAUAUAAGCCACUCUGGGGAAAAGUCUUUUAUCUUGAUUUACCAUCUGUUGUGAUCUCUGAAAGACUGGAAAAGGACCUCAAGGAACUAGGAGGGAGAGUUGAAGAAUUUCUCAGCAAAGAUAUAAGUUACCUCAUUUCAAAUAAAAAGGAAGCAAAAUACGCUCAGACAUUGGGGUGUAUUUCUCCUGUCCCAAGUCCAGAAUCAACAUAUACAGGAGGAAAUACUUCACCACAUCCUAGCUGUGAUGGAAGUUCAUUCAAGACUCCAGAUCCAGUAUGUAUGAGCAGAGGCAAAUUAUUAGUUGAAAAAGCUAUCAAGGAACAUGAAUUCAUCCCUUCAAAUAGUAUCCUGUCAAAUGCUUUAUCCUGGGGAGUGAAAAUUCUUCAUAUUGAUGAUAUUAAAUACUAUAUUGAACAAAAGAAAAAAGAAUUGUAUCUGAUCAAGAAAUCAAGCACAUCACUUAGAGAGGUGGGAAAACGAUUAAGUAUUCAGAAAACAAAAACAGGAAGGCUCAAAAAGCCAUUUGUAAAGGUAGAAGAUUCAAGCCACCAUUACAGACCAUUUUACCUUCAGCUGCCCAAUAUACCUCUUAUAAACUAUUCUGUUCCUAAACCCUGCAGUCCUUUUGAUUUGGGUAAAACGUCUGGUCUGCAGAAACAAACACAAGCUAAACAAAGGAACAGAGCUGGCUGUGAAGCCGAUGAAGGGUGCCGCCCUCCCGUGCAGCCCCGCCUCCGAGAGAACCAGAAGAAGGGAUACUGCGAGUGCUGCUCCCAGAGAUACGAUGCGCUGCAGGCCCAUCUUCUAAGUGAACAACACAGAAGCUUUGCACAAAGUACUCAGUAUCAAGUUGUUGAUGAUAUCAUAUCCAAGUUGGUAUAUGACUUUGUAGAAUACAGAAGCAAUAUAUCCAAAAGAGUAAAAUGCAGUAUUGGAUCUUUUGCCCCUGUCAUUGGAAAUACUUUUAAAAGGAAUGAGCCUGAAAAACAACUGGAAUUGCACUGUGUUUCCCCAAAUGACUCUCAGGGAAAUACUACCAAACAGGUGAUAAGACAGGAUUUCCAGUAUCAAGAAAGCAAGGAUCCUUCACAGAAGAUUGUCUUCAAUUCAGAGCCCAUAGAUUUAUUUGCUUCAUGCAGUCCAUGUCCUUACAACUCAACAAGCAAACUUGGAGAACAUUUGGACUGUGGAAAAUCUUAUAUAAUAAAUCCAGUGAAAAAGGACAUGAAGCUGGAUUUGGUACAGCUACCUCUGAAUAAAGAUAUGCAGGGAUAUACUCCUGAAGUUUCUGACCAUAAAGGAACUAUGAAUGAAAAAGACUUAGAAGAACUAAAAACAGAAUACUGCCCAUAUAUCCUAGAGACAUUUAUGCACGUUUCUGAUUUUGACGAAACAGAGAAAAAUGUGUCUCAGCUGAAACGAAAGUCAGAUAGUAUGAUUUUUCCAGGUACCCAUCAGAAGAAAAAAGGCACUAGUUCCCCACAUGGUAAUGGUUCUAGUCUUAGAGUCAUUAGCAAUUCACCAGAACAACCUACUGGUCAAGUCAAGAUAAUAUCCCAUAGUCAUCCUGGUGAAGAACCCAAAGCAUCGGAUGUUGAGAGUACAGACAGUUUGCCUUCCGGGAAGCUGCAUCGAAAAGUAAAAAUAGUAUUAAGAAGAAACAAAAAAAGUCAGAAGGUUGAUGUACAUUUAAAGAAUAAAACAGAAUCUCCUGCUGCAAAAGAAGAAGACAGUGUGUGUAGUUCACCAAUAAAGUCUGUGGUGGAAUUAUUUCAGACCAGUGAAGACAGUUCUGAGUUUCUGGGUUUUACAAGCUAUUCUGAAAACCACGGUUCACAUGACACAUUAGAGGUUUGGGAGAAAGAAAAUGAAAAUAGUUUGUUGUCCGUGUUUUUCUCUAAUCCGUCUUCAACCUCCACGUUUACUGGGUUUUAGAAGAGUUUUUUGUUUUUGUUUUUUUUUUUUAAUUUGUAUUUUUCACAAAUGGCGAGGAUUAUAUUCCUGAAAAUAUUUUUAUAUAUAUGUAAAAAUUCUUGUUUUAUUAUUUGUGUGUCAUCUGUACAUUUUAAUAACCAAAUGUAAAUAUUAAGAAUAAAGAUGAUUAUUAGUAUUUUCUUAAGAAUUAAGUACUUUUAUGUAAGUAAAUGCAACUGAAGUUAAGGUGUCUGCUACCUCUUGCAUAUUGUGUACAUAAUUUCUAAAUAAAACUGUUUCUGAAGGAGCAGUUAAAUAGAACUUGCACUGCAAGAAAAAUGACUUGCACUGGAGAAGGCAAUUUUGAGUAACUAUGGAAUUCAUUUAAAAACUUAGUGUCUCAAAUUUGGGUGUUACAAUUAAAUCUGUUUAAAUAUCAGAUCUGGGACAAUAUGCAUACCACUGAAAACUACGUAUCAUGGUAAAAGGAGCAUGUUUUACAAAUUAUAUUGUGCACAUGAGUGAGUGCUGCCUUGGGAGCCAUGUUUGGGACCAGUGAAGCAAUGCUCUAAGUUAUGUCACCUUGAUUUGUCCUUUGAUUUUCUUGAAGAACUGAGUAUAUGCCAGUACAAUA